Erpetoichthys calabaricus (reedfish) is the source of this 1098-nucleotide messenger RNA. It is a transcript of the gene sod2, whose product is annotated as superoxide dismutase 2, mitochondrial. The record is from RefSeq and is a predicted model, not a curated record. Lineage: Eukaryota; Metazoa; Chordata; Cladistia; Polypteriformes; Polypteridae. The coding region runs from base 158 to 832 and encodes 224 amino acids. The transcript is spliced from 5 exons. Gene Ontology annotation, biological process: superoxide metabolic process. Gene Ontology annotation, cellular component: mitochondrion. Gene Ontology annotation, molecular function: metal ion binding; superoxide dismutase activity.
CCGUCUUCUUCCUCCAGAGUAUCGGGCGAAUUAACAGACCAGUCGCGUCAAUGCUGCUGUGGUAGUUGACUGCUUGAUAAUUGCUGUUCUGUAACCGAAACAAACAACAGCAACAACUUUGUACAUUAACAAUCGUUACUCCUCCGUGGCGUUAACAAUGUUGGGUAGAGUGUCACUUUUGCGCAGACAUGCACAAAUUAGUAGACUAUCUCUGAGCUAUGCAUCAUGCAAGCUGAAGCACACUCUUCCAGACUUGCCUUAUGAUUAUGGAGCUUUGGAACCCCACAUUAGUGCUGAAAUCAUGCAGCUGCAUCACAGCAAGCACCAUGCAACAUACGUGAACAAUCUGAAUGUUGCAGAAGAGAAGUACAAGGAGGCACAGGCCAAGGGUGACAUGGCGACACAGAUUUCUCUUCAGCCUGCUAUUCGAUUUAAUGGUGGUGGCCACAUCAAUCAUGCAAUUUUUUGGACAAACCUUUCUCCUAAUGGUGGUGGAGAACCACAAGGAGAACUUAUGGAGGCAAUUAAGCGAGAUUUUGGAUCUUUUGAGAAAAUGAAAGAGAAACUGGCGGCGGUGUCAGUUGGAGUUCAGGGAUCAGGAUGGGGCUGGCUGGGUUAUAACAAAGAGAAUGGUCGGUUACAGGCUGUCGCUUGCCCUAAUCAGGAUCCUCUACAAGGAACAACAGGCCUCAUCCCUCUUCUUGGAAUUGAUGUUUGGGAACAUGCGUAUUAUCUGCAGUAUAAAAAUGUCAGACCAGAUUAUGUAAAGGCAAUCUGGAAUGUAGUAAACUGGGAUAAUAUAGCAGAGAGGUUUAAAUCUGCCAAAAAGUAAAUAGAAAACUGGUCAAGCAUUUGAAUAUUAAAGAGAGCCUUUAUAUUUAACAGCAAAGUGUCAGCUUUGUGAUGAUAGAAGUGUGAAAAACAGUGAAUAGCUGGUCACUUUAAAUUGUUUUAAUUUUUAGUUUCAGGUUAAAGAUCGGUCUACUAGCUUAAAUGUACAACAAAAGCACUGCUUUGAAGGUGUGUUUGGACUGCUCCACAUGCUAUCUCGGAAUAAAGUGUUCAGACAUGUUUAGAAUUACAAUUGUAAUUGGAUAA